AUGUCUUCUGCUAAACCUAACAAUGUUGAAGCAUCUGGUGACGCCAGUAUGACGCCAUUACAACUUUGUUUGGCUUCGGUCGAGCGCAUGUUAACCGUGCUGGCAGACUCAGUACUGUACGAGCAGCCACCAGUUCGCCGUCGCAAAUUGGAGCACCUUAUAAUUGAACACGUCCACCAACGAGAUAUUAUCCGAACUCUUGUGCGAAGCGGUGUCACUUCAGCACGAGCUUUUGACUGGCUUAGUUGCAUGCGUUUCUACUUUGAUCCAAAGCAAUCGGAUCCUUUGAAGCAGGCCAGUAAUCUUUUUGCUCUUUCUUGA
This is a messenger RNA of Protopolystoma xenopodis, 321 nucleotides long. The record is from the annotation of a GenBank genome assembly. NCBI's taxonomy places the organism in Eukaryota, Metazoa, Platyhelminthes, Monogenea, Polystomatidea, Polystomatidae.